Messenger RNA from Ctenopharyngodon idella (grass carp), 3889 nucleotides. RefSeq names its product sphingosine-1-phosphate receptor 3a (gene s1pr3a). NCBI's taxonomy places the organism in Eukaryota, Metazoa, Chordata, Actinopteri, Cypriniformes, Xenocyprididae. Gene Ontology annotation, cellular component: membrane. Gene Ontology annotation, molecular function: sphingosine-1-phosphate receptor activity. Bases 565 to 1764 code for a protein of 399 amino acids. The record is from RefSeq and is a predicted model, not a curated record. The transcript has 2 exons. Gene Ontology annotation, biological process: G protein-coupled receptor signaling pathway.
AAUAAAAACACAAACAUAAGAGGAUGCUCGCACACGUGCACGUUUCAUCAUCAGUGUCUGAUAUUAGCGCGCGCCCUUUCCAAACAAACUCAAAUCCAGAACUAAACACACAGGACGGAGCUGCCUGGAAAAAAACUAAGUGUUGUUGAGUUCCCGCCCAGAAUGAGAGGGAAUGUUGAGGAAAGGCGCGUUUAGAGUUUAGGAUCAGAACUUGCAGGUGAAUCCUUUUCCGUUAAUAAUCUGUCAGCACUUCUAUUUGGGUCCAAAAACCUGGAUAUAGUUAAAAUACAGAUGUAAAGCGUUACGAAUUGGGUAAAGCGGAUAAAUUGCUUCAAGGAUAAAUAAUUCCACACGUCUGAUCGUUGAGCCUACAUGUUGUAAGUCUUUCAUCUCCAUAAGAUUGUAUUAUUUAUUAACCAUACGCAAGAUGUGGCGCAUCUCUCAGAUAAAUAACCGGUCCUACAAGAAUCAUGUGUGAAGUGGUGGAUCCCUUUAACAACUUUCUCACUGGAAGCUGCUCAUAAACGCCAUCUGCUGUUCAAAAGAGUGGAGAGUGUGUGGAAAAUGGAUGGCGAGUUUGUACCUGGAAUGAAUGAAAUUAUAGUUAGAUACUACAACCACUCGGGCAAGUGGGGAAGACCAAAAAGCACUGGUACAUGCAAGACAGUCUUCCUGAUUUGCAUCUGUACUCUGAUUGUGUUGGAGAACAUCACUGUACUACUGGCACUAUGGCGCAACAAGCGAUUCCACAGCCGCAUGUACUUUCUUAUCGGCAAUCUGGCACUUUCGGACUUAUUAGCUGGAGUGGCGUACGUGGUCAAUAUCUUCACCUCUGGCCGCAAUACUUAUUUCCUCAGUCCUGGCCAGUGGCUGCUGCGAGAGGGGAGCAUGUUUGUGGCACUUAGCGCUUCGACCUUCAGCUUGCUCGCUAUUGGGAUCGAGCGCCACAUGACGAUGGUUCGCCUGCGGCCAUGUGAGACUGCAGGAAGGGGGAGGUUAAUAGCUCUCCUGGGAGCCUGCUGGGCUGUUUCGGUCCUGCUGAGCGCUUUGCCCAGCUUUGGGUGGAACUGUUUGGACCGAGUCCACACCUGCUCCACUGUCCUACCACUGUACGACAAAAGCUACAUAGCCUUCUGCAUCAGCGUCUUCACGGCCCUGCUAGCGGCAAUCGUGGUGCUGUACGUGCGCAUCUACCAGCUUGUGACGUCCAGCGGGCGUAGAGUGAGUUCCCGGCCAUCGGAUCGCUCACUCGCACUUUUACGCACAGUAGUGAUAGUACUAGGGGUUUUUGUGGCCUGUUGGGCUCCUCUUUUUCUACUACUGCUGCUGGAUGUGGGAUGCAGUCCAGAGCGGUGCCCGGUUCUGUAUCAGGUGGACUGGUUCAUCGCUCUGGCAGUGCUCAACUCAGCCCUCAACCCUCUCAUCUACACGUUUUCAAGCCGUGAGAUGCGGGCCGCUUUCUUUCGUGUGCUGUGCUGCUGCUGUUGUGAAACGCCACUGGACUCCAUGCCUACGGUGGCAGGGGGGGCGCUCCCAGGAAUAGUUAUUCCAACUGCGGAGAACAGUAAAUCAAGCAUGGCCAGGGCAGGUAGCGUUGCAGCCAAGUCCUCCCUGAUGCAAAGUAAAGUUCCUACCCCGUCAAACUCCCACCAUCAGCAUGGGGACACGUCGCCACCAGCUGUCACGCACCCCUCUGGGCCAGGUGACUUACUGUCUGCGGUGCUGGUUAAAGCUGGGGCGCUUCCCUCUUUGGGAAAGUUUUGAAAAAGAUACUACGGGAGUCAGCACAAAAGAGCGGGAAUUUGUUAUUUCCCAAGAUGUUUGGCUACUGUUCCUGUGUAAUUAUGUAGCGUUCUUCAGCUCUCUGAGGAUUACAAAACCUGGAUUUGCUUUCAUACAAAAGACAAUGAAAUUUAAAAAAGGUACAACGGACUCAAUCACAGCACGAUUGAACAAAUGCUGACCAAAGGAUACACUAACUGAAUUUACUUCUACAUGUAUUAAUAUUUAUGAAACUGAGCAUGUGCUAUGAGCACAUAACAUAGAGCCACUACAGAAUGUAAUCACUCGAAAAGCUUAGGUGUGCAAUCUUUUCUAUCAAAAUAACCCAAUUUGUAAAAUGGUAUAUUAGCUUUUCAUGAAGGAAAAUGCCUUAACAGUAUUAUACUUAUUAUUAUAGUACUCCGUAUAUAAGACUGACCUUUAACAUAUUCUCACAGUUCAUUACUAGACAAAAACAUUUUGAAUAGUUUGCUAUUCUUAUUUAUUACACAAGCUAUCUGUAAUACUCAUUACACAUAAAUUGAGUGUUUAAAAGAAGUAAAGAUGUUUACGGUUAAUAUUCUGUGGAUCGGUUUAGAUGGCAGGAUGUAAGAUGAGGUGGUUUCGUUGUGAAUGUCUUGAAAUUGUUUAUAUUUUUUUGCUCAAUAGUACUUGUUAACUUACAUAAAACUAUCAAAAAAAAAAAAAAAAAAUGCAAGUGUUAUUAUGUGUUAUUAGUGUGAAACAACUCAAUCUAAUGUUGAGAUUGCCUUGUAAACAUUAUCUAUAACCACUAGAGGGAGCUGUAGCAUCACGUUGAAAUAUACUGCGCCACAGAGCAAAUGAGAAGGCAACAGACACACAUUUUGUCUAUGAAUACAGUCAAGCACUAUAAUUUACAGUCGCUUGGUAGAUGCAUCAUGGUAGGCUCUUUAUAAAUGGCUCUGCCUGUAAAAAUCAUGAUCAAUGGCACCAAUCUUUGAGCCAUACAGCAGUAAAUUCUAACUAUAGCAGUGAUAAUCUUAGAGCAUUAUAGACAACUUGCUUUAAGGUAUAUUGCUGCUUCAUGCCAUUUAGUCGACAGCACUUGUGGCAUAUGUUGAAUAGCAAAAAAAGAAGGAAUUUCGACUUAAUUUUGAGCCAAAACCUGGGUUACAAUGAGACACUCACAAUGGAAGUGAAGAGGGCCAAUCUGUAAACAUUCAAUAAUACUGCCACAAGACAAACAAUAUGCAUGUUAAGAUUUUAGUGUGAAAUAAUCGCUUACUUAUUCAGUGUGGUUAUCAAUUUUGACAACUUUGUUGCCAUGACAGUAAAAUAAACAUAUGACAAACUUUGCAGCUCUAAAAAUAAAUAUUUAACAUAAGAAUUAAUGUAAGUGCUUUUAUAAAAUUAUAAGCUUUACAUUUCUGCAUUAAAUCCCUCCAAAGAUUGGUCCCAUUCACUUAUUUGUAAUUGCUUCCCUGUAGAUUUUUGCUGUUUUAACAAAACCCAAGUGAUUCAUUGAAAAUACUUGUUUUCUGGUAAUCAAAAUGAUGCCACAAAUGCUGUUGAUUGAGCUCAAUUUGUAUUGAACCAGGAAUAUUCCUUUAAUUCUACCAGUUACUACCAAAAAGAGGUUCAAUAUGACUUGUUCAUACUGAGAACAUUGCGAGAACAAAUGACAUUUUGUUGAAGAAUGUUUUUUAUAGCAUUUGACAAGUGUGACAUUUCAAGUAAUUUACCACCCUAAGCGGUAGACAUUCUCUCUCUCCAUCACCAUGAUCUUUGCAGUCAGGUUGAGGGGGAAAAAAUAGAAUGUUAAACAAAUCGAACUCAUUUACAAGAGCCAAAGCAUUUUCCUAGGUAAAAUCAUGUCUGUUGGCAUCCCAUAGCUGAAAACUACUGUACAAGACAUUCAGUAUCACAGAAUCCUUUCGUCAAGAGAUUUCACACCAAACGAUUGAAGUGCCAUGAAGAAUCAACACCAACAAACAGUGAUGGCUGAGUGUGAUUCUAUAAUGUGUAACCUUGAGCAAAAACAAACAUCAUCCCACAUCACACAACAAUAAGCCUUGUACAAAGUCCUUGAAAUAAACAUGCCACACAUAGAGGACAUUAAUCCUUUAAAGUGAGGCAUUACACACUU